This is a messenger RNA of [Torrubiella] hemipterigena, 8839 nucleotides long. NCBI's taxonomy places the organism in Eukaryota, Fungi, Ascomycota, Sordariomycetes, Hypocreales, Clavicipitaceae. The record is from the annotation of a GenBank genome assembly.
UUUGAGUACAAAACAAUGGACCUGCUGCUGAGAUGUUGAAGCCUGCCAUGGGCGAGCCGUGAAUCGGCAUCUAUGCCGGAAUAAUACAAAUGAAGAAUUACGGUUGGUGGUAGCACACUACUGUCCUUGCAGAAGCUAUAUUGCAUGAGCGCAAAAGAAGAUAAAGGCAGAGAGUAGCCAGAAGAUGUGCUUCCUACAGUCCUUCAAGAUGCACACAAUGCUGCCGCAAGCAAAGCCGGAGGCAGCGGCGGGCUUGAGAUGGGCGAUAACGGCGGACGCGGAACUGUACUAUAAGGAACAUGAGAUCGCGCCCAGAUUUGAUUCGCCAUUGCGCAACCUGUCAAAAUCACUAGCGUGUAGUAAUCAAACAAUAAACAAUCCUGCUGGGGCUGCCGCCUCUGCGGAAGCAGCUUCCAUCAAGAGGCAUUGAGAGACAUUUGUGGCAAAAGAAGGCAUUCACCGAUGGCCAGAAUACAUCACGAUCGCUGGAGCUUCGGUAACAGCACAAAUCAAAGAGAAAAAAGUUUAUCUGCGCAGCGGCGCAAGCGGGAUGCCACGACGGGCGGGCCCAAGUGCCCAGAAGCUCAAUAUUAGCAACGGUCCAGACCAUGGUCUACGAAAUGCAGCGACCUCGCCGGCAUGUGGCCCCCCCCCCAUGUGCACUUCUACAGCACACACAGUGGGCUCACAGCACUGUUGUGCAGCGCCCAACACACCAAGAAUGUGCAAUUGCAGCCGAAACCUGGUGCUGCCCCCCUGCUGCGAGUGGCUUUAAGCUGUCAUUUGGGCGUUUUGCUCUGCCUGCAGGUUCCACGGCGGCCGAGAACGUUUGGAGGUGGCACGUCCAAGAAAAACGAGGCGGGUGUAGGCCGGGAAUUUGGCGUCAGUCCCAGCGAAGAAGCAAACAUGCAGACGCUACCACUUCGGCAGCUGCUGCCAUAGCAAAAAUUAGAGCCAUGAACUAACAAGCGCUCGCUUUUGUGCACAUGGCGAUUACAACUCUAAAACAUGGGAAUCCCUUGCGCGAGACGGCAAAGCGACGAUCAGCACUGGACAUAUUCUAGCGGAUGCCCAUACAAGUCCGCACGUUCUGGGCGUUACAAGAGCACAGUGGGGGGUGGUCGGCAACGCAAAGGUGCGCUAGGGAGGUUCUAGCCUGGGGCCUCGUCCGCAUGGCCCUUGUAGCUGGAUGUCUUGUAGCAUAUGCUGUAUGAGUCGAAACUGGGGGCUUGUCGUUGCGUUUCUUUUUUUCUUUUGUCGCGAGAUCCUUCACAACUUGACUUGACGCAAAAGUCCAUAGACUAACACACUUUACUUCUGUUCUCCAUCUAUCGGCAUCUGAUCAAACGUCGUCUUCUUUCACUAACCUUCUCCAACGGUGCCUCUCUUCCCCCGGCCGCGCUUCCCGAACCCACUGUCCGCCGCUGACUUUCCGAAAACUAUAGCGCCUUUAGUGCUCAACACCAGCUAUUGUUCCACUACAGGUCCCUCUUCCCAACUGUCUCGAGUCGCUACACCACAGCCUGUGUCUCCCAGGCUCCAUCCUACUCUUUCUUGCUCGCCCCAUCUCCACUCCGUGGCUUUCAGUAGUCUCUUUCUUUGCUGCUCGGCUUCCCUGCUUUUGAUUCAAUUUCUCUGCUCUUACUCUUUUCCCUAUGCGCCUCUGCCCUGUAGCCGACCUGCUGCUCCUUGCCUGCCAGCUGCUGCUUCCCACUGCAGGUCGACAGACGCCAGCUUAGAAAUUCGGACAGGUUGUUCCGGCUGCCUCUGAAGCCGUCGCCUUUCCUGCAGCACGCUGCUGACUCUCUCACUUCUCUCGACGCCAUCUAGCCAAUAUUGAUCGACUUCCAACGAUAAUUCGAUGCAUAGCGGAGGUAGCCCGUCUCCGAAUCGCCCGCCUCUUCGCCCUUCCCACCAGACUCUACCACUCCCGACGCCGUCGUCUUCCUCCUCCUCCGUCUCGCCUCACAAUACCUCUACACCAAACUCUACGCCGUCGGUUCCCAGUUCAGAUACCUCAGCGGCGGCGUCCAAUCCUCCCACCGCAGCUUGCUCGCCAACCCCAAACACCGACAGCGCCUCACCAUGGCCUGCUGGUAAUCAACCCCAGCCCGGUGCUCAAAACAUCCCGGGCCCAGCACAUAUCGCAGCUCUCGAUCGAUCCAGUAGUACUGCAAAGAAGAGACAUUCACAAAUGCGGCCCUCAGCAAACCCCCGGGCGCCACCAGCGCCGUCCAAGAAAGCCCGUACUGGCACAUCUCCUCCCCGUGGAUUCGAGAUUCCCAGUAGCAUCACUGGCCCUCUCUCGCCCGCUGGUUUCAAAGCAGCUCGCGAGGCUAUGCAAUCUCCUCUCUUCUUCUCAAAUAGCCCAGGUCGACAUUAUAGCCGCCCAUCCGUCGAUUCAGUGCCCGACGCAAGCAUCGCCGCGACGCUAGCCCAUGCCAAGGAUAAUAUGGCUUCUGCAUCAGUAACCACAGUCAAGAUUCCCAGCGGCAACGUUCGUACAGUCAGCCCAGCAGUAUCAACCAGCACACCGGGUAGUCUAACGUCAUCCGCGGAAUUUUCGAUUUCGACAACGGCAAGUCCCGAUUUCAGAACAUUACCACCAAAUCUACAAAUGCUCCGCGGCAUCGGUGUCAUCGAGUUAUUAGAGAACGAUGACAGACCAACAUUCAUGGUAGAUGUCAGUGCCUCUACGCCAUCACCGCCGCGCCCGAAUCUUCCCAUAUUAUAUUACAAUGCUUCGCUUCGCAACUUUCACGAAAUCCACAACAUGUUAGCUGUUGAGAUGGAUGGCUCCCAAACAGCCCAUGAAUUUGAAGUCUUCAGAUCUUGGGUCAUGUGCCCUAUCCUCGAGCGAGAACGAUUAGAUCUUACUGCUCCGUCUAUGGAAUAUCAAGGUAUUAUCUGGACAAAAUCCACAAUUAGACAAAGGUAUAGAUUUAUCAGCGGCAAUAUCAACGUCAUGUCUUCGUACCCGAGACGAACAUCAGGGCCCAUGGCGCAAGAGCCGCAAGAUGUUUCCCAGUGCGCGUCCAUGCCAGGUAGUCCCGUUACCGAUGCCCCGGAUACGACUGAUUAUUUUGGUGAUGCUGCGACUCAGCUAGUGACUGCGGAGCCCAUGGACGUUGAAGCACAGAACGAGCAACCUGCCUUCGAUACUGGUGCCUUACAACAGCACCCCGAUGCAUUUACAAAUGAAGUCCUACAAUCACAGCCCUUGAAGGCGUCCUUUGAUUGGACAAGGAUCCCUCUUAGUGACGACCUUCCGGAACACUUAAAGUUUGCCAAAACUUUCGACUGGUCUUCGACACUGCUUGGCCCUAUGGACGAAUGGUCAUAUGAAUUGCGUGUGACAUCGAACCUAAUCAUGGGUAGUCCUCAUCCUGCGUGCUUGUUUUGGGGCCCUGACUUUGUCUGUAUCUACAACGAAGCAUACGUCGAGUUGGCAGGCCAGAAGCAUCCAAAGCUUAUGGGUCAGCGAUACGAAGACGGUUGGGCAGAAGUGGCCCCAAGCAUUCUCCCAACCUUUCGAAGCGCAAUGAAUUGUGGCCAAGCCACCAUGAAACACGACAAUAGGCUCUUCCUCAACCGCAAUGGCUUCCUAGAAGAAACAGUCUUCUCGUGGUCUGUUGUUCCUAUAAUCGGUCGAGAAGGUGAUGUCGUUGGUCUUUACAACGCUGCCUUUGAGAGUACCCUACGCUCCGUGACGGAACGUCGCAUGCGGACUUUACGUGAAAUCGGACAGCAGAUCUCAGUGGCACCGUCAGUCCAAAGCUUUUGGCAGCUGGUUACAAAAGCGCUCGAAUACAACGAAAUCGACAUUCCUUUCAGCCUGAUCUACUCAAUAAAGAACGACUGCAGUGAGAGUGAUGUCGCUUCUACUCAGUCCUCGACGACCGGACAGCCACUCGUACUGUCCCUUGUUCAUUCGGCUGGUGUCCCUGAGGGUCAUAGAUUGGCGCCUGCUACUUUGGACGUCAAGCUUACCGACUAUGCUUUCGCUCCUUAUAUGCUAGACCUACUAAACAACGGGGCUGCUGAGACUGUUUUAUCUGCCGCAAACGGCACAUUGCCGACUCAUCUUCUUGAUGGAAUACAAUAUCGCGGUUAUGGCGACCCCAGCACCACAGUUAUUAUCAGCCCCAUCGCACCGAUCAACGGAGAUACAGUAACAGGCUUCAUGAUCAUGGGCACAAAUCCUCGUCGCCCAUAUGAUGAUGACUACAAAUUAUUCACAAACCUUCUUUCCCGUCAGAUGGCUACGACCCUUGCCUCUGUCAUGUUAUUUGAAGAAGAAAUCAGGCGCGGUCAAAGAGCAGCUCAGCUUGCUGCACUCGAUCGCCAGGAACUCUCGUUACAGCUACUUCAACGCACACAAGAAGCGAGCGAGAGUGAGCACCGAUUCGCCCGCAUGGCGCAAUUUGCUCCUGUAGGGAUGUUCAUCGCUGAUUCAGAAGGCGAAAUCACUUAUUGCAACGACAUGUGGGCCCAGAUUUCUCGUCACUCUCUUUCCAUGGAGUCCCUUGGCGCAUGGAUGGAUAAAGUCAAGGAGGAAGACAGACCUGGGCUUGAAGCUGGCUGGACGAAGCUAGUGGAAGACAAGACUUCAGUCUCACUUGAGUUCCGUUUCAAAGACUUCAAAGAUGAAAACGAUACUGGAACUGAUACAUGGGUACUGCUAAGUGCGUAUCCAGAAAAGAAUAUUGACGGCAGCUUGAAGUCCAUCUUUGGAUGUAUCACCGAUAUCUCGUCCCAAAAACUGGCCGAAAAGGUACAGAGCGAAAGACGCGAAGAAGCUGUCGAACUCAAACGCCAGCAAGAAAACUUCAUCGAUAUCACCAGUCACGAAAUGCGAAAUCCUCUUUCGGCCGUCCUGCAAUGUGCUGACCAAAUAGUUCAAAACAUUGCCGCCUUUACUUCCUACUCUGCACAGAAGGAAGUAGAGAACUUGUUGGAGAGCUGCGCCGAUGCUGCACAUACCAUCAACCUCUGCGCUAGUCAUCAAAAGAGAAUUGUCGACGAUAUCCUGACGCUGUCAAAGUUGGACUCAAAUCUCUUGACCGUGACUCCAAUUGAUGAAAAGCCGGUCAAUGUGGUGCAAAGCACACUAAAGAUGUUUGAAUCGGAAUUGCUGGCUCACAGUAUUGACCUCGAAUUAAAUGUCGAUGACAGCUUCGACAACCACGACGUUAAAUACGCUCGCCUUGACCCAUCUAGGUUGAGCCAGGUAUUGAUUAACCUAAUGACAAACGCCAUCAAAUUCACUCAAAGUCGAGAAAAGCGUAGCAUUAUUGUCAGCCUUGGCAUGUCACGAGAUAUUUCGGAAACUUCCAUCUCCUAUCUACCGCGCAAUACCGACCAGAGGAUGCCCUUGGUCGACAUACACACAAAGGAAUGGGGCGCGGGUGAUGUGAUUAACAUUCACUGUUCUGUGGAAGAUACUGGCCGUGGUCUCUCAGAAGAAGAAUUAAAGAUUCUCUUCCAGCGAUUCCAGCAAGCCACUCCACGCACCCAUGUCCAGUACGGCGGCUCCGGCCUGGGACUCUUCAUUUCUAGAAUCCUGACGGAGAUGCAAGGCGGCCAGAUCGGAGUGUCUUCCAGCCACGGCCAGGGCAGCAAGUUCAGCUUCUACAUCCAAUGUAGGAAAAGUGACCGCGAGCCCAACUGCGAGCCAGUUACCGCCUUUAAGCUCGAGCGCAAAUACAACCAGCAAACACCUCCGCCAUCAAACAACCUAGCCAUCUCCGCCGCCGCGUCCCCCGCAAGCGCUGCUCGCAACGUAACUCCUUCCACAGCAGAACGACCUCUCUACGACGUUCUCAUUGUCGAAGACAACCUCGUCAACCAAAAGGUCCUACAGCGCCAACUGCGCAACUGCGGUAACAACAUCUUUGUAGCCAACCAUGGCCAGGAGGCUCUCCAGACCCUUGAACGAUCUCGCUUCUGGUCCGGCCAGGAAUCCAACGGCGUCGACAUCUCUGUCGUACUGAUGGAUCUCGAAAUGCCCGUCAUGGAUGGCAUGACGUGCGCAAAGCGCAUUAGAGAACUACAGCGCGAGGGAACUAUUGUGAAGCACAUUCCCAUCAUUGCCGUCACUGCGUACGCCAGACCAGAACAAAUCGCGGCAGCGAAAGAAGCAGGCAUCGACGACGUUAUUUCCAAACCCUUUCGAAUCCCCGAACUACUACCCAAAAUCGACGAGCUUGUCACCAAAUAUCAAGGUUUGUCUGUCGAACCAUAACCGGCAAACGCCGAAUACCUCCCCCCCCCAACAAUAUGGAAGGAAGAACUCGUGCCUAUAUGGACUCUUGAAUACAUCCGGAAACUAUUUUGUACACGAUUAAAAGUAUAUGCUGUUUUUUGUCAUGGUAGAUCUAGCGAGCGUUGAUUUUUCAUCUUCAUUCUCUUGACUUUUACGGGUUAUCAAACUUGGAUUUUACUUGCAGAGGAGUUUUUAGGCGCGAGCGAGCCUUUGGUCAGCCUUUGGUCAGCACACGGAGACCAGGCUUUAGUACAAAAUACAUCAUAAUUCAUCUUAUUCGUUUUGAAAACAAGAACAACAGUCUUAACAAAAUGGUACAUAAAGGGCUCUACAGGUAACGUAACGAACCAGAGCUAGCCGUCCAAGGACGAUACACUACAGAUGGUAUUCAUGGGUUCACAGAACAAGCAUUCAAGACAGACAAUGUAAAUAACUCUCAACAGUUGUAUUAGGUAUUAACUAUAACUUCUCCCACCGGGUAUCGAACAAAACAGACCAGUGCAUGUGACUACCACUAUAUCUUCCAUACUGGCGAACCAAUAGUGGGGGUUUUCUCUUUUUUUUCUUGCAGUUUUCGGGGUAUAAUAUUUUGUAAAAGCAAUGUAGAAAAUUGGUAUCAAUGAAAGCAGCCUUGACAGGGUAUCUUUAGUUUCUUGAGAGGCAGUGCAGAACAAUCCGUCCGUUAAUGACCAUCUUAUAUGUAUAGUCGUGGGGCAUUUGAGUUCAAGCAUUGCUUCAAAGUCGUGACGGUUCACAGAGCUGACGCCUUCUAAGCGGCGGCGGUGACAGCGGGGGUGGUGGUGUUGACGGCCUCGGGGGCAUUCUCAACAGCCUCCUCAGCGGCAGCGACCUCGUCAGCCUUGGGAGCCUCCUCGACAGCGGCGGCGACGGUCUCUUCGGCGGCCUCAGCCUCCUCCUUGACAGCCUCCUCAGCAGCGACGGCCUCGGUCUUGGCAGCCUUGGGCUUGAUGAUGGAGGCACGGAUCUUGGAGAAAGCGCUCUUGGAAGCGGGCUUCUCCUCACCCUCAGCAGCGGGCUCAGCCUUGUCGCGCUUGCCGAAAGCGAAGGGGAGAGAAGACUUGCGCUUCUCCUUGAUCUCCUUCUUGACAUCGGCAAUAGCCUCAUUGGCCUGGUUCUCGACAUCCUUGACGGCGUCAGCAAGAGGGGUGGAGGUCUCAACGGGAGGGAUGACGGGGGCCUCCUCGGUGGUGGCCUCAGCAUCAGCAGCAGCCUCCUCAGCGGCAGGGGCAGCGGCCUUCUUCUCCUUCUUGGCGAGGAGACCACCGAAGAAGCUGUUGCGCUUGUUAGCAACGGGCUUCUCCUUGACCUCGGUGGCGGCCUCAGUAGCCUCCUCAGCAGCGGGAGCGGCCUCCUCAGUGGCGGCGGCCUCAGCAGCAUCUUCGGCAGCAGCCUCCUCAGCAAGAGGGGCGGCGGCAACGACAGCCUCAUCAGCGAUGGGCUCCUCCUCCUUGGGGAGGACAUCCUUCUUGCCGAAGCCGAAGAAAGAGGCACGCUUGCGGCUAGCAGAGCGGCGCUUGGGCUCCUCCUUGGCGGCAUCACCCUCCUCCUUGGGGGCCUCCUCGGUAGCAGCGGCCUCUUCGGCAGCAGGGGCGGCCUCCUCAGCGGCCUUCUCCUCCUUAGGAGCAGGCUUGAAGGACUCAAUGGUGUUCUUGUAGGUCUCAGACUCGGUGACAGAGGCGGCGAGCUCCUUGGCCUCAGCAAUCUUGGCCUUGAUCUGGCUGACCCAGUUGUCACGCUCGGCAGCGGUGGCGGCCUUGAAGCUGUGCUUGCUGCCGUGAGCAGUCAGGAAGAACUUGUUAGAACCCUCAGUCUCGGGCUCAGUGGCGUGAGCAAGGUUGAUGAUGUGGGAAGGAGCAGCCUUGUCACCAGCGAAAAGGAGACCCUUGCCGGUGUGAGCAGCCCAGGCAAUGUUGUUGAUGGCGUUCUCGGCAGCCUUCUGAGACUUCUUGUAGGCCUCAAGAGCCUUGGCCUCAACGGCAUCAGAGCCGAAGAAGAAGAACUCCUUGCUGGCAAUCAGGUUCCUAGCGCAGAGCUGUUAGCAUUUACAACGUCUUGUAUAAGCGUAUAGCUGCAAAAAUUAAAAACUCACUUGGGGAAGCUGGCGCCCUGGGCUUUGUGGCCAAGGUGGCCCUCCUCAAUAGGCUUAACCUCCUCCUUCUUCUCCUCGACGACGGCAGCGGCAUCGGCGACGGCCUCCUCAGCAGGCUUGGUCUCCUCGACGGCAGCGGUCUCAACGGCAGGAGCCUCAGUGGUAACGGCAGCAGUGACCUGCUCAACGGCCUCCUGGGCGACUUCGACGGGCUUCUGUUCCUCGGCCAUUGUGUUGUGUAUUAAAAAAGGUAGAGGGGUAUCUUAAAAUGAGUUGGGUAUCACAAAAACGAAGAAAGACGAUGGGUAUAAUAGAAAAGGAAACAGAAUCCAGAAAUACCGAUGGAGAAGAAAGUGAUGAAGAUGAGCACUUGAAAGCGUGUGGAAGGAAAGAAAGAAGAGACAAGCCAGCGGAAAGGGGGUGUUGGGGGUACUUAUUUGCUUUGAAGCGGGAGAGGGACGAGG